Molecule: messenger RNA, 1190 nt
Organism: Pygoscelis adeliae (Adelie penguin)
Lineage: Eukaryota; Metazoa; Chordata; Aves; Sphenisciformes; Spheniscidae
Gene: RFK
Product: riboflavin kinase
Biological process (GO): FMN biosynthetic process; riboflavin biosynthetic process
Cellular component (GO): mitochondrion
Molecular function (GO): riboflavin kinase activity
Source: RefSeq, a predicted model, not a curated record
AUGCUUCAGGGUCCCUGUGUGGUCAGGGACCUGAUCAAGGGUCAAAGGAAGACUAGGAAAAACAUGGGCCUGCUACUGAAUGGUGCAGGGGACCUCCUGACAAAUGACACGGAAAAGGUCAAGGUACUCAAUGCCUUCCUUCCUCAGUCUUUACUGGUGACUUGCUUGGUGUCUGAGGGGAAAGUGGAUCCAACACUGGAUGUUGUUUACCUCAACUUUAGUAAGACUUUUGAUACUGUCUCCCAAAACAUCCUUGUAGACAAACUGAUCAAGUAUGAGCUAGAAAAUUGGACAGUGAGGUGGACUGAAAACUGGCUCAAUGACUGGGCCCAGGAAGUUGUGAACAGUGGCACAAAGUCCAUUUGGAGACAGGCCACUAGAGGUGUACCCCAGGCUAACUUUUCUGAGGAAGUAGUCGAAAGCUUUCCGUCCAGUAUCUCUACUGGUAUAUACUAUGGAUGGGCCUGUGUUGGAAAUGGAGAUGUGCAUAAAAUGGUUUUGAGCAUAGGAUAGAAUCCUUUCUAUAAGAAUAUUAAGAAAUCAGUGGAAACACACGUUAUCCAGACUUUCAAGGACGACUUUUAUGGAGAGAUUCUUAGUAUGGUCAUUAUUGGAUAUAUUCGACCAGAAAAAAACUUCAGUUCUUUAGACGCGCUCAUUUCAGCAAUUCAAGAAGACACUGUAGAGGCAAAAAGACAGCUAGAUUUACCAGAACAUCUUAAACUCAAAGAGGACAACUUCUUUCAUCUGCCAGAAGGCAAAACAAUAAACCACUAAACAAAACCAUGUGGGGUUUUUUCAUCUCAUGGAGCGCUUUUCUGUGCACUACUAUGUAUCAUGUAUCAUUCGAUAUAUGACGUAUGCAUGUGUACUGGCUCUCCAUCAACUCUGGGAUGGAGUUAAUUUUCUUCAUAGCAGCUCAUAUGGUGCUGUGUUUUAGAUUUGUGACCAAAACAAUGAACAUAACGCACUAAUGUUUUAGCUAUUCCUCCUUGCACAGAAUCAUGGCCUUCUCUGUUUCUUACUCUGCUCCCGCAGUGAAUAUAUUGGGGCUGUGCAAGAGGCUGGGAGGGGACACAACCGGACAAGUGACCUGAACUAACCAGAGAUACUCCAUGCCAUCUAAUGGUCAUGCUGAGCAAUAAAAUGGAGAGGAGGGGCUUUAGGGAGGUUGGCCAUCUUUUGUUUGG